Molecule: messenger RNA, 838 nt
Organism: Darwinula stevensoni
Lineage: Eukaryota; Metazoa; Arthropoda; Ostracoda; Podocopida; Darwinulidae
Source: the annotation of a GenBank genome assembly
AUGAAUCAGCCGUUCGCCGAUCGCAUUGCAGGGAACGUGACGGUGACGGGCUGGGGAGCGGUGGGUGAGGGAAGCUCCAAGUCGAAGGUCCUGCAAGGAGUGACCGUUCCCUUGGUGAACUACACGCUGUGCUCCCAGUCGUACUUGGACGUGACGACCCUGAACUCGAACGUCCACAUCUGUGCCGGCCUCGACGGCGGCGGCAAGGACGCGUGCCAGGGUGACAGCGGCGGACCCCUGGUGCAGAAGGAAGCGGACGGCAAGAACUACCUCGUCGGAGUCGUCUCCUUCGGCCUCGGAUGCGCCCGACCCAAGUACUACGGGAUCUACACCCGCGUCUCCACCUACGUGAACUGGAUCCACUCCAUCGUGUCGUGAAGAGGAGGACGCCCCCCCCCCCUCCUCCUCCUCCACGGGAUGUCAAAUGCUGUCACUUCCAUUCUCUUUCUCUUCUCGAGUUCUUUUCUUCAGUGCUUUUCCGUGUUCUUUCUGGAUGGGUUUCCUUCCUCUCUCUGUCAUUUCUGGUUUCCGAGUGCGUGCCUCCAAGACCUUCCGUGCAUCCCGCGGGUGCAUCAGAGGUCUAAUUCCCCGUGCCAUCAUUCCGAGAAGGAGCCGCCCGUAUCCGCAUGCCUUCCAGGGAAAACUCGUGGAAUGCAAGGUUGCGGAAGUGCGGGUGACGAGGCGGAAACGGGGGCACUCGCGGCGCAGGCGACCAUCCAUCCGAUUACCAGGCAUUUCUGCUCUUUCAGUUUUCGAGCUCACUUUCGGAAAGCCUUAUUCCUGGAAAAAAUUAUGCGAUUCCAAAAAUUCUUUGAGAAUACAUUCCGUUCGAGGGAAA